AUGAACCAACAUUCAGCUUUUCUUCGUCCGCACCAUGGGAAAACAAAUAAUUCUCUCAGUAGUAAUUCUUCAUCAUCAACAUCGAAUGACACAGAUGAGAAUUCGACGAUAAAGAACUUAAUCUACAAACAUAUUACCAAAGGACAGCAAUCGACCAUGACGACGACUUUGAACAAAGGUACAAUGCGUGGCAUCCUUGGUGAAGUUGGUAAUAUGACCCUAUCGAAUAAACCAAUGAUUUCUAAGCCUAAAAUAAUUCAACAACAAAGUUCAUUUGCGACAAUUAUCGAAUCGAAAUCAGUUGUUAGUGUUCCACCACCAGCACCACCGCCGGUAGUUAUUCCAUCAAUCACAACAACAACGGCAACAACAGUCGUUGAUGAAGAGGUCGAAGAAAUUAUUUCAGAUUAUGAGGACGAUGAAUAUGUAUCGGACGUACCAGCUGAAUUUGAUUGCGAUAGCGGUGAUCGACAUAACAUCAUUACAGCUUCGGAAUAUGUGGGUGAAAUUUGCAAAUACUGGAGAGAAUUGGAAGAACGUACGCCCAUUCGACAAAAUUUCCUACUGAAUCGCCGUGAAGGCACGGCUUCGCCGCAAAAUCGCGCGGUCUUAAUUGAUUGGCUUUAUCAAGUCCAUGAUCGUUUCAAACUUCUUUCGGAUACAUUUCAUAUGACUGUUAAUUUUAUUGAUCGUUAUUUACAACUUGUUGAUGUAUCCAAACAUGAUCUGCAGCUUAUUGGAUCGGCUGCCUUGUUAUUGGCUUGCAAAUAUGAGGAAAUGACCAUUCCCGGCAUGAAUGAUUUCGUCUAUGUCUCUGAUAAUGCUUACUCCAAAGAAGAUAUGAAAGAAAUGGAACGCCGUAUAAUAUCAACCUUAUCUUAUGAUCUUGGACGGCCAUUAUCCAUCAAUUAUCUUCGUCGUUAUUCGAAAAUCAUCCAAGCAACGGAUCUAGAACAUACGUUAGGCAAAUACCUUCUCGACUUAACCUUUAUCGAUCAUUCGUUUUCUCAUCUUCUUCCAUCGUAUGUCGCAGCAUGUGCUUCAUUUCUUUCACGUUAUUUGCUUGCGUAUAAACGCGUUACUCCUUCGACAUCAAUGUCGUUAUUAGUUGAACAUUUGUGGCCCGCCAAAUUUAUGUUAUAUCAUACUGGCUAUACCUACGAACAACUUCGUCAAGGUAUUGAACAAUUAGGCCAAUUACUUAUUGGUCAAGAAACAGCGAAGUUAAAAAGUGUACACAAGAAAUUCUCCCAAAGUAAUAUGUUCUCAAUAGCACAACAUAAUUGCUGCAAAAGUGCGUUUGUACAAAUUGCACUAACUCGUCUAACAAAGUAA
Molecule: messenger RNA, 1335 nt
Organism: Adineta ricciae
Lineage: Eukaryota; Metazoa; Rotifera; Eurotatoria; Adinetida; Adinetidae
Source: the annotation of a GenBank genome assembly